Gadus macrocephalus (Pacific cod) is the source of this 3550-nucleotide messenger RNA. Its product is annotated as amyloid-beta A4 precursor protein-binding family A member 3. Gene Ontology annotation, molecular function: protein binding; amyloid-beta binding. The transcript has 11 exons. Gene Ontology annotation, biological process: chemical synaptic transmission. Gene Ontology annotation, cellular component: plasma membrane; dendritic spine; cytoplasm. NCBI's taxonomy places the organism in Eukaryota, Metazoa, Chordata, Actinopteri, Gadiformes, Gadidae. The coding region runs from base 311 to 3064 and encodes 917 amino acids. The record is from RefSeq and is a predicted model, not a curated record.
GGUCGGUGGCUGCAGCAGCUGGAUCCGUCUGGAUGGAGAGGAUAUAGCGUGUUUUUUCAGACACUUGAGCCGCCCUGGAGUUAUGUGGGGUGACUAAAGUUGACUGAAGGUCUACCCUUGGCUGUUGAGAAACAUACGCGCUAGUUUUACACCAAACCACGUCGCCUUGGCGGUCUCAAUGGGAGUUAAGUCGUAUAUAUAUAAAUACAAAGUCAGGCCAACCAACACAUAGCGACACAGCUAACCGUAUCACCCGAAGUUACCCACGUACUCCCACGCCAUUAAUGCCUACGACAGGCCUGUUAGCGAGAUGGAAUCCGACCUCAGCAGCCCUGCUGGUCCGCCAGUGUGCCUAGCCCCGGGCGGACUCUCUGAUACACUGUGUCCCAGCGUCGAGUGUGUCAGCCAGACCCCCGCUGCGUCGGCGGACCCCCUGGACUCUUUUAGCCUGAUUGAGCCCCCCCCUCUGGACUGGAGGUCCGACAGCUCCAGCGACGCCGGCGCCGUGGAGGACCUCGACGAGGCACCCAUCCCCUCGUCUCUGGGGGCGCAGGGCCUUGAGACAGAGGUGGGGGCGGUGGGGGUGGAGUUGGGCCCGCUGGUUCAAUUGGCUCCAGCGUCCGCUUUGAGGGAGCCGACCGCUGCUAAACCGCCCGUGGGUGCGUGGAAGGAAGGGAUGGUGGAGGCGCUGGGCGUGUGGGGGGGUGAGGGGGGCGAGCAGGGGGUUAAAGUGGAGGUGGGGCAGCUGGUUCAACUGGCCACGCCGUCAGAUCUGAGUGAGCCACCCGCGGCCACACCGCCGCCGGGCGCGCAGCAGGUGGAGAAGAAGACGGACGAGCUGGGUGUGUGGGGAGGUGAGGAGGAGGCGGAGGUUAAUGGGAGACCCGCUGCAGAGGAGGUCAUCGAGGAGGAAGGCCUUAAGGAGGUAGGGGAUAAGGAAGAGGAUGUGGCCCGCCCGGUAGCGGACAGGACCCAGAGCGAUGAGGACCACACCCACAUCCACGCCCUCCUCAAUCGGCUCCAGCGAAUGGGCGAGGAGGAGCCCGCCACCUCCACCUCUGACCUGGACCCCUACGCCCACCACCAGCCCCCCGCCGAUACAAGGCCUCAGGGGCCUUCGGGAGCCGCCGUGGGGCCCCCCACCACGGAGACCACGGGGCUCCUGUUCUCCGAGAGCCACCAGAGGGACCUGCUGGGUCUGCUGGAGUGUACCGAGAUCGCAGCCGCACCUCCGCCCCCCCAGCACCAACACCACCACCACCACCACCACCACUGCAGCAGCAGCGAUUCGUCCCCCAGAGGGGACGUGGACGCGGUGGUGUCGGUGUCCUACAGCCAGGACGAGGCCCAGGAGUUCUGGCGCCACUACAGGAACGACUGGCGCCUUCCGCGCAAGGAGAGCUCCUACGCGUCCUCGCUGCCCGACGACCAGCCCUCGGAGCCAGUGUGGAGGAAGAGGGAGCCGGAGGUGGAGGAGGAGGAGGAGGGGGGCGAUGAGGAGAGUGAGGAUUACCGCCCUGCUUAUAAAGAUGUGCCCGGCCCAUGUGACCCGGAGGACCUGAUUGACGGGAUCAUCUUCGGGGCCAAGUACCUGGGCUCCACCCAGAUCCGCUCGGACAAGAACCUGUCCACCAACGCCCGCAUGACCCAGGCCCAGGAGGCCGUGGACCGCAUCAAGGCCCCUGAGGGAGAGUCUCAGCCAAUGGUAGAGGUCGAUCUCUUCAUCUCCACCCAGAGGAUCAAAGUGCUCAACGCUGACACACAGGAGGCGAUGAUGGACCACUCGCUCCAGAUGAUCUCCUACAUCGCGGACAUCAACAACAUCGUGGUGCUCAUGGCUCGCAGAAAGCCCCCCAGUCCUAAGGCCUCCGCCGACGACGGGACGCCAUCCUCCCCUUCCUCCUCCUCUUCGUCCUCCUCCUCUUCCUCCGGGCCCGUGAAGAAAUGCUCGAUGGUCUGCCACGUCUUCUCCUCUGAGGACGCAAAGACCAUCGCCCAGGCCAUCGGGCAGGCCUUCGGCGUGGCCUACCAGCAGUUCCUCCAGGCCAACGGCAUCGAGGCCAGCCAGAUGAAGCCCGGGGACUACAGCGACUUCCUGGGAGCCCAGGAGCUCUACAACGGAGACCUGGCCCACUUCUCCGACUCCCAGAACAUCAGAGACGUGCUGAUCUCCAAGGGCCCGGGGGAGAUCCUGGGCCUGGCCAUGGUGGAGUCGGGCUGGGGCUCCAUCCUGCCCACGGUGGUGGUGGCCAACCUGCUGCACGGGGGCCCCGCCGAGCGCAGCGGGGCCCUGAGCAUCGGGGACCGCAUCAUGUCGGUCAACGGCACCAGCCUGGUGGGCCUGCCCAUCGCCUCCUGCCAGAACGUCAUCCGGGACUUAAAAAACCAAACCAUCGUGAAGCUGAGCAUCGUCCACUGUCCCCCGGUCACCAUGGCGAUCAUCAAGAGGCCGGACCCCAAGUACCAGCUGGGCUUCAGCGUAGAGGACGGAAUCAGGCUUGGAUCCGAAGUGGCUUCAGACACAGACGCUCUGUCCUGGUCCCCUCACCCCAGCACGCCUCUCCCCUCUCCCCCAGAUCUGCAGCCUGAUGCGGGGCGGCAUCGCGGAGCGGGGGGGGAUCCGCGUGGGCCACCGCAUCAUCGAGAUCAACGGCCAGAGCGUGGUGGCCACGCCCCACGAGAAGAUCAUCAGCAUCCUGACCAACGCCGUCGGAGAGAUUCACCUGAAGACCAUGCCAGCCUCGACGUACCGUCUGUUAACCGGACAGGAACAACCUCUGUUCCUCUGAGAACCAAUCGGAGAACAGCCUUGGAUUCUUUAAGAACCAAUCACAAAGCUCUUCCUGGUCGGACUGGUGAAAGGCCUGGUACAACAUUGGAUUUACGUUAUUUUUCGCCAACCUCAGCCCAAUUAUGCAUUUCUUUGUUGUAUCAUAUCAAGGUUAUUGUCAUUUCGAUGAACGUGAACGACUCGUCGAGCUAUAUAUAUUUUUUAGCGUUGUACAGAAAGUUGGAAUAUUGUGAUAACAGAUUUAAAAAAAACGGGCCUCAAGAUAGUACUUAAUCUAUAUUUAUCAAGAUAUUUAAUGAAGAAAAACGGGAAGUACAUGCUAUGCAGAAUAAUCCAGGAUUAUUUUUACACUGCACUUAACAGCGGUAUAUUGGACGAGGAUUUUAACGGAUGAGGGAGUGGAAGGGUCUUCCGGUGUGCGUUUGUUACCAAUGUGCCUGAGCCGGGCGAACGGGCGUGUUUGCGACGCUAGAGGGCGCAUGUUUCAUAAUCAUGAUCUUCCUAUAGUCUCGCUUUGGUCUGCAGUGGAAGCUGUUGCCUGUUCAGCCCGGUGUCUUAAAUACUGGCAUUGCUUGGUUUUCCAUCAUGUUUUUCAUUAUGACUUCUAGAUUUCUACAUUUCUACAUUGUGCAUGUCUUUGUUUCCUGUUUUUACAACUUGUGUGCAGAAUUGACGGCAUCCGAUGCCUUAUUUGAUAGAGGGAAAGUUAUAUUUUAAGAAUUACUAUUUUGGAUGGUUAUUAAAAUGAUCAUUAAGCUU